UUUAAAAACAGCAAAGCAAACCACCUCCCGCCCAUAACAUAGCAGCGCCGCCUCUCUCUCCAUGUCGAAACCGCCAGCGCCGUAUCCUCUCUACAAGCAGCGAUCCUGGACACCUGACAGCGAACGCGACGAGGCUUGGCUGCGACGCAAGGGGAAUCGUCCAAUCACGCCCUUCAGUCGCAGCAAGAGCUUGACAGACGAGGAUUUGCAGGAGCUCAAAGGAUGUAUUGAAUUAGGUUUUGGAUUCGGACCUGAUUCGACCGAUUUGGAUCCGAGAUUGUCGGAUGCUCUGCCCGCUUUGGGCCUUUACUGUGCUGUUAACAAGCAGUACAACAAUGGAUUAACGAGAUCGUCGUCGCUGUCCUCGAUGAGCUCUGAUGAUAGCAUAAUCGAUCCAGCUGAUGAUCCGGAGGUGGUGAAGACGCGGUUGAGGCAGUGGGCGCAGGCGGUGGCUUGCUCCGUGAAGCAGUUUUCAGGAGAACAAAGUUGAAUCUGUUAAUUAAGCAUCCAAACGUCACCGUUUAUUUUUCAUCCCCGAUUAGAGAUAUAUAGAUUGAUUAUUAGUUCAUAUUUUCUUUAGCUAUAAAGUUUCUUUUGUAUAUUAUAAUGGAAACUCUUGAUUCCCAAUCAUGAAAUUAAUUUAUUUUUAGACCAACAAGAGGUGGCUCGAUCGUCAAUCACUUGGAUUAGACAUAUGUGUAUCAAAUGUUCGAAUCCAAUGAAAAACAUAAUUCUUAGUGUAUUUCAAA
This is a messenger RNA of Tripterygium wilfordii, 749 nucleotides long. RefSeq lists its product as uncharacterized. The record is from RefSeq and is a predicted model, not a curated record. The transcript has 2 exons. NCBI's taxonomy places the organism in Eukaryota, Viridiplantae, Streptophyta, Magnoliopsida, Celastrales, Celastraceae. The coding region runs from base 62 to 490 and encodes 142 amino acids.